Seminavis robusta is the source of this 2336-nucleotide messenger RNA. The record is from the annotation of a GenBank genome assembly. Lineage: Eukaryota; Bacillariophyta; Bacillariophyceae; Naviculales; Naviculaceae.
CUCAUCCCUUCCGAUCACUUUUCUCUCUCAACAUCCCAACGCUCGGCUUAUCAAAAACCAAAACAUCCAUCUGCUCCACUGAUAUCUAUGUUGAGCGAAGAACGACGAGCUGAUAGAUCUAAAAAUUAUUUUUGCCUGCCAGGAUAGAAGAAAUAAUGUCAUUACUACAAGACGAAAGCACUCCGUUGCUACCCUCUCAUCAGCAGAAUCAAGUCCAACUCAAUAGCAACUCGUUGGGUGCCCACAAUACUGCUUCUUCUGCCUCCACAGCGCCUCGUCAUCACGAUCAUCUCAAAACGUACACGGCGGGCGAAGAUGCUUCUCGUUUGGCGGCGGUCGCCAAGGAAUUGGGCCUCAAAAAGCAUCGCAAAUCGAGAGUGCAAGUGCGAACCGUCAUUUUGUCAGGGAUUGCAGGAUUGCCAUUGCCACGAGUAGAUGAAGGAGAAGAAGAAUCCCAACCACAAGCGUCGUGGUUGGAAAUGCUGGCCGGAGUGGCGGGGAAUGUGCUCGAGUGGUACGAUUUUGCCGUCUUUGGUUAUUUUGGCGACAUUAUUGGCAAGGUAUUUUUCCCACCGGCAGAAGGAGAUGCACAAACCUUGGAAUCCUUUGCCGUAUUUGGUGGUGCCUUUUUGAUGCGACCCGUGGGAGGAUUUUUAUUGGGCUAUCUCGGUGACGUGUACGGUCGCAAACAGGCACUCACCACAUCUAUUUUUCUCAUGGCAUUUCCCACUUUUGCCAUGGGAUGUUUGCCGUCCUAUGAACGAGUGGGAUACUGGUCCACCUGUUCACUCAUUAUUAUUCGAUUAUUGCAAGGCAUGUCCGUGGGAGGACAGUUGAUUUCGUCACUGGUAUUCACAUUGGAAAAUGUACCUACCGAACACUGGGGACUCUACGGAUCCUUUGUGUGGGCCACUGGUAACAUUGGUGUCCUGUUGGGAAGUUUGGUCGGAUACGUCGUCCGAAGGAGCUUUACCCAUGAACAGCUAGUGGCGUAUGGAUGGAGAGUCCCCUUUUUGUGUGGUAUUAUUGUCAGUGUGGCGGGAUUCUACUUGAAAGCUUCGGAAGACAAGGAAACUGAACAACCACAAAAGCAAAAACAACCAAAGGCCAAAAAGCAGGACAAUGAUAUCAUCCGAAAAGUCUUUAGUCGCAGCAAUCUUCGACCCUUGUUUGCGUCCGCCAUGGUUGCGUCCAUGUGGUGUGCCGGCUUUUAUUUGACUUUUGUUUGGAUGGCCGUGUACAUGACCGAUCUCAUUGAUAAACCCGUACCCGCUGCCUUUGCAGUCAAUGCCGUUGCACUACUGCUUUCCGUCUGUCUUCUCUUUCCCGUCGCUGGGUGGUUAUCGGAUACCUUUGGGAGACGCACCAUCAUGUCUAUUGGAGGCGUCAGUGUUGCACUAUUUAGCCCCUUUCUCGUUCGAAUCAUUGGAGAAACAGGUAAUCCAUGGUUGGCGUUUGGGGCACAAACCUUCUUGGGCGUUUGUUUGUCCUUUUGGGGGUCGCCCAUGUGCGCAUGGCUUGUAGAGUCGUUUGAACCAGAAACGCGGGUCACAUCGGUCGCGGUAGGAUACAACAUUGGCCAGGCCAUUGUGGGAGGUUCAACACCUGCCGUUGCUACCUAUUUGGUUGGCGCAGUUGGCCCCACAUCCCCGGGGUGGAUUUACACUACCAUUGCAACCAUGGCAAUGUUGGGACUUUGGGUUGUGGCGCCAAAAUAGAUGAACGCGACAAAGCAAACUGAGCUCAGUUGAUUGGCCUGUUUACCACAAUCAGCAUGACAAUUAGCGAUCACGGGAUGCUUGUGGUUGUUGGAAUCAAAUGAUCCGGCCUUCUCCUGUCUUUCUUUUGUUGAAGGAAAGACCUUGCCGGAUUCGGUUGUAUCGUGAGGCAUGUAUCACUACAUCUUGUCACGACUAGCAAGCCAGAUGGGCUCGAGAUCUCUGUAUGCAUGUGUGGGGGAGGUCUGGAACUAAAGCUGAGACUGCAAGAUAUCCAAGCCGUAGUCUCCAAGAUAUCCAAGCCGUAGGAACGAAGGUAUGCUGGGACUCUAGCUAGGAUGUAGCUUGAAUUGAACGAGCAAGAUCAACUCCUGAUGAAGAACUGUAGUACUAUGGUAUUGUAUACGUCUAGCACUUGCUGACACCCACAUCCUCGGUCUACAUGUACUAAGAGCUGCGAGACCUGAAAUCUGAGCUUCUUGACUAUUGACUAUACCCCGUAGGCAGCUUGUGUCGUCCGCAUUUUCGCAGGUGUCUUUCCCCCGACAAACUGCAGUCGCAAAAGCACUUCCUUCUUGCCUUUUCAUGCAUUCGUAUGCACAGUACACAACCUGUCCU